UGUCAUAUUUCUCGCAACGGAGUCACUGUUUUACCGAAACAAAUUAACUACUUAAAUUAUCAUCAUGUUAAACAUUAAACAUAACACCUUGUACCUGUCAGUUACGGCCGCGAAGCCUCUUGUUUCUCGUACCUUAGGGGGCGCCCUCCCCCGGACUCGCCUUUCCCAGGACUCCGCCGGGAAGCCGCUGCGCUCCGCCGUGCCGGUCCCGCUUCUGGCUGUCUUGUUUGUCACCUGUCAAAUGGCCUCGGUUGUUUCCUGCAUUUUGGGCUGCUGUGCAGACAGGAGGCCUGGUCAUGUACCUCUUCAUGAAAUGCCUGCAGUUCAGUUAGACACACAGCAUAUGGGUUCAGAUGUGGUUGUGAUUAAGAGUGGUAGACGGAUAUGUGGUACGGGUGGCUGCCUUUCCAAUGCUCCACUACAUCAGAACAAGAGCUACUUUGAGAUCAAGAUUCAUUCCAUGGGAUUGUGGGGUGUAGGUCUGGCUACUCCAAUAGCUAACCUCAAUCAGAUCCCUAUGGGACUGGAUGCCCACAGCCUAGUCCUCAGAAAUGACGGUUCAGUGUACCAUAAUAAUGAGGAGAAGAAUCGGUUACCAGCCAACAGCUUACCACAAGAGGGUGAUGUUGUGGGCAUAACAUAUGACCAUGUUGAUCUGAAUUUGUAUUUGAAUGGAAAGAACAUGCACUGUCCAGCCUCAGGAAUCCAUGGAACAGUUUUCCCUGUUGUAUAUGUGGAUGACAGCGCCAUCUUAGACUGCCACUUCAGUGAUUUCAACCAUGCACCACCCCAUGGUUUUGACAAAAUAAUGUUUGAGAAGCAGAUCUUCUGAGAGCCAGUGCUGCACCAGUCUGAAGUGAACUGCAUCCCUGUGCCAGUCUCUCUCCAACCGGUUCUGCAUCUCUUCUUCUGGCCAUUGUGCAUUACAGCCGUGUACAACUUCACCGGGCUGAGUCUUGUCAUACUAUUCUUGGAUUUGCUGCUGCAGAAGCCUUGCAUGGAGAUAUAUUGAUAGUAAGUACCGAUGAAGCUGGACCCAUGUUAUUAAAGGCAACAUCCGGACAUUUACAUAAGCGAACAAGCAAAAGUCUCCUUGGUUAUUUACUGAAAUGUGUUACAGUAUUGAUCCAUCCAUCUUCUGUACAGUACAAGAUCAUAAGGCCCGUUUUUGAAUCACUACUGGCAAAUAUGAUUUUAAAUUUAUGGCUACUAUUAACUAUAGUCACUAUUUGCAAACUUAAAAUGUUAACUAAUUUACUAUUGAUUCAUGACAUGACUGGAUUUACAAACUGAAGGUUGUUUCAUAACUGCCUGGUCAGUAGGCUAUGGGGAGUAACUCCAGCAAGUUUAUUGAUCAUAUAUUACCUGUCUGUGAGACAGGUAAGGCACCAUAGGAAUGCCGUGCUAUAGUGAAUGAAUCGACUGGAAUAAGUCGACGUUUUGUCAUGGCAUACAGACAUACUGUAUGUAAAUCUCAUUUUACACACAAAUAAAUAACACAGCGCCGACUCUCCGCUGAACAGUCGACUUUUAUGUGCCAUUAAGAUAAAGAGGAAUGAUGGUCAUAAAUUAGGAUUUUUAAAUUUAUACACACAAUGAAAAAAAUUAGGACACCGUUCGUGCCACGCCCUGCGCAUGCUCCUUUGAUAAGAAAUCGGUACAAGGUAAAACACAGCUUUCAUUUUCUUUGAUAAAAAGAUCAAUCAGUAGGCAUAUUUCAAUAUAACCAAUCCAGCACAUUUAUUGCGCAUUAUCGACAUAACUAUACUGUUACGCAUGCAGAUAUUUAGUGUGUAUUACUAAUAUUUUUCUUCAUAACCUUCAGUUGUGGUGUCAAAUUUUAACGCUGUGGGAAAUCCUUAAUAAUAGGGGCCACACGGUGUCCCCGUGGGUACAAGUUUGAACUGCACUUCCAUUCUCUGUGUAAAGUUUGCGUGCUGUAGGGUUUUCAAUGACGUGCAGUUAGGGUAAUUACUUGUAGUCCACUUGAGGCGUGUUGCAGAUGUAAAUUAAAAUGGUAAACUGGAAAUACAGAAAAUCAGCAAAACGCAUCACAAGAUGUAGUGAGCCUUGUACAUGCAUUACAAC
This is a messenger RNA of Paramormyrops kingsleyae, 2088 nucleotides long. Its product is annotated as SPRY domain-containing protein 7-like. The record is from RefSeq and is a predicted model, not a curated record. Gene Ontology annotation, molecular function: protein binding. Lineage: Eukaryota; Metazoa; Chordata; Actinopteri; Osteoglossiformes; Mormyridae.